ACAGCCGCCGACCCGUUCAAGAUGAGGAGGAGCCGACUGAAAAUGUCGUGCCUAACAGAACACUGUAAAGCUGCACUCUCUCUCUCUCUCCUCUCUGUUCAUAUAUCUCUCAGAACUCAGAACCUUUCAGUCUCUCUCUCUCUCUCUCUCUCUCUCUCUCUCGCCAUAAAAGGACCUUCGCUGUCCACACUCAAUCCAUACUUCCACCAUCUCCACAUUCUUCCUUCGCCACAUUUCUUUUCAUCUCCUUCUUUCUCAAUCACUUACCCAAUUCUCAUUUCUCAAAAUGCCAUCAGAUACUUCCACUGAAACUCGAAGAUUAACCAAACCCCACACCGCCGGAGCUCCACCUCCUGAGCAAGAGCACCUCCCUUGCCCUCGCUGUGAUUCCACCAAUACUAAGUUUUGUUACUACAACAACUAUAAUUUCUCCCAGCCACGCCACUUCUGUAAGUCCUGUCGCCGUUAUUGGACCCAUGGUGGCACCCUCCGUGACAUCCCUGUUGGUGGCGGCACCCGCAAGAAUGCUAAGCGGUCACGUACUGCUGCUACUGCAAAUUUUAUUGGACCCAUAACAACCACAGCAGGUGAUAAUUUCCCAUUACCUGCUACUCCUGUAUUGGUGCCACUCAUGACCAAUCAUGCAACGUCCGUUCAGUUUGGCUGUGGUGGCGGCCAUGGGAAGGGUGGUGGGAGUAGCACCACGGCUGAUUCUGCUGUUUGCGGGAGCUUUACUUCUUUGUUGAAUACUCAGGGACCUGGGUUUUUGGCGCUGGGAGGAUUUGGGCUUGGUCUAGGGUCUGGGUUUGAGGACAUGGGCUGUGGGCUUGGGAGAGGGGUGUGGCCUUUUCCUAGUGUGGGAGAUGUUGGUGCUGGUGAUGGCGGAGGCCACGGUGGUAUGUCAGGCGGAAUGGGUAACACGUGGCAGUUUGAGAGUGGAGAUAAUGGAUUUGUUGGUGGGGAUUGCUUUUCUUGGCCUGAUCUUGCUAUUUCAACUCCUGGAAAUGGUCUAAAAUGAUGCUGUUCUUUUGGUUUAUCUUCUGGGUUUUGUCCCUUUCCUGCCCCCUCCCCAAAAAAAAGUUUAGUUAGCAAGUAUUGAGAGGAUAAUUAGGUUGAAAUUAGAAGAGAAAUGUGUAUUUUUAUUUUUUUUUGGUCGAAGUCCCCCUUUCUAUUUUCUCUCUAUGCCAUCUGAUUUUGUUAGCUUUAUGUACCUCUUUAUGUGCAGUUGACAUGGUACCAUAUUUGGCUACAUAAUCUUCUGACUUUGACUACUUUACAAUAUCCCAUGCUCAUAUUAGAGCUCAUUAAUCUUC
This is a messenger RNA of Manihot esculenta (cassava), 1313 nucleotides long. Its product is annotated as dof zinc finger protein DOF3.4. NCBI's taxonomy places the organism in Eukaryota, Viridiplantae, Streptophyta, Magnoliopsida, Malpighiales, Euphorbiaceae. Gene Ontology annotation, molecular function: DNA-binding transcription factor activity; DNA binding. Gene Ontology annotation, biological process: regulation of DNA-templated transcription. Bases 287 to 1018 code for a protein of 243 amino acids. The record is from RefSeq and is a predicted model, not a curated record. The transcript has a single exon.